Eubalaena glacialis (North Atlantic right whale) is the source of this 2747-nucleotide messenger RNA. RefSeq names its product Rho GTPase activating protein 10 (gene ARHGAP10). The coding region runs from base 233 to 2593 and encodes 786 amino acids. The transcript has 23 exons. Gene Ontology annotation, biological process: signal transduction. The record is from RefSeq and is a predicted model, not a curated record. NCBI's taxonomy places the organism in Eukaryota, Metazoa, Chordata, Mammalia, Artiodactyla, Balaenidae. Gene Ontology annotation, molecular function: protein binding; GTPase activator activity. Gene Ontology annotation, cellular component: cytoplasm.
CCGAGUUUCGGCGGGGGCUGCCGGGAUCUGAGCGCCGCCGGGAGCGGAGCGCCGCAUUCUCGCUCGCCUCGGCGGCGCUGCUCCGCGCGGCCGGGCUCACCUCCGCGGGGCAUGUCCGCGCUGCUCUCGCCGCGCGCCUGCGACUGCUAGCUUCUCGGGCGCUUCCUGCGCGCGGGGCCCCGCACCUGGCCCCGAAGCCCGGCUCUCGCUGUGCUCGCGGACCGCCGCCGUCAUGGGGCUGCAGCCCCUGGAGUUCAGCGACUGCUACCUCGAUAGCCCGUGGUUCCGGGAGAGGAUCCGCGCCCACGAAGCGGAGCUGGAGAGGACCAACAAGUUCAUCAAAGAGCUCAUCAAGGACGGCAAGAACCUCAUCGCGGCGACCAAAAGUCUUUCGGCAGCCCAGCGGAAGUUUGCUCAUUCACUCAGAGACUUCAAAUUUGAGUUUAUCGGCGAUGCAGAGACUGAUGAUGAACGCUGCAUAGAUGCUUCGUUACGUGAAUUUUCUAAUUUUUUGAAGAAUCUGGAAGAACAGAGAGAAAUUAUGGCAUUAAGUGUCACCGAAACCCUGAUUAAACCCUUGGAAAAAUUCAGAAAAGAGCAACUUGGAGCCGUCAAGGAAGAAAAAAAGAAGUUUGACAAAGAGACAGAAAAGAACUAUAGCGUAAUUGAUAAACAUUUGAAUUUAUCAGCAAAAAAGAAAGACUCACAUUUACAAGAGGCGGAUAUCCAAGUGGAACAGAACCGGCAACACUUUUACGAACUGUCUCUUGAAUACGUGUGUAAGCUUCAGGAAAUCCAAGAAAGGAAGAAGUUUGAGUUCGUGGAACCCAUGCUGUCAUUUUUUCAGGGAAUGUUUACUUUCUAUCAUCAAGGCCAUGAACUUGCCAAAGACUUCAAUCACUACAAAAUGGAAUUACAGAUCAACAUUCAGAAUACACGGAAUCGUUUUGAAGGAACAAGGUCAGAAGUGGAAGAGCUUAUGAACAAGAUUAGACAGAAUCCCAAGGACCACAAACGAGCAAGUCAGUUCACAGCGGAAGGCUACCUGUAUGUACAGGAAAAAAGGCCUCCUCCGUUUGGUUCCAGCUGGGUCAAACACUACUGCAUGUAUCGGAAAGCGGCCAAGAAGUUCAACAUCAUUCCAUUCGAGCACAGAUCUGGGGGGAAACUAGGGGAUGGAGAGGUGUUCUUUUUGAAAGAAUGUACCAGAAGACAUACUGACUCCAUCGACAGAAGGUUUUGUUUUGAUGUAGAAGCUGCUGACCGGCCUGGAGUUUCUUUGACCAUGCAGGCGUUUUCGGAAGAGGAGAGGAAGCAGUGGUUGGAAGCUCUGGGUGGAAAAGAAGCUCUGUUUCCUAGUUUUAAUAGAGCCAUCAUCCCAAGACCAGAAGGAAGUGCACAGUUGGAUAAGAUGGGAUUCACAAUUCUUAGAAAAUGCAUCAGUGCAGUUGAAACACGAGGUAUAAACGACCAAGGAUUGUACAGAGUUGUGGGGGUGAGUUCAAAGGUCCAGAGACUUCUGAGUAUGUUGAUGGAUGUGAAAACCUGCAAUGAGGUGGACCUGGAGAAUUCUAUAGAUUGGGAAGUGAAGACAAUAACGAGUGCCCUGAAACAGUAUUUGAGGAGUCUUCCAGAGCCGCUGAUGACCUAUGAAUUACACGGAGACUUCAUUGUUCCAGCCAAAAGCGGCAGCCCAGAAUCUCGUGUUAACGCUAUCCAUUUCUUGGUACACAAACUGCCGGAGAAAAAUAAAGAAAUGUUGGAUAUUUUGGUGAAACACUUAACUAAUGUUUCAAAUCACUCCAAGCAGAACCUCAUGACCGUGGCAAAUUUAGGAGUGGUGUUUGGACCAACUCUGAUGAGACCACAGGAGGAAACUGUUGCUGCCAUCAUGGAUUUGAAGUUUCAGAAUAUUGUCGUGGAAAUUUUAAUUGAAAAUCAUGAAAAGAUUUUUAGGACCCUGCCUGAUGCCACACUGCCUGAGCCAGUCACCCUGUCAGCAUCACCCCCAAAUGCUCCACCAAGGCAAUCGAAGAGACAGGGCCAGAGGACUAAGAGACCCGUGGCUGUAUAUAAUCUUUGUCUUGAACUGGAAGAUGGUGACCGUCCCAAUCUUCCUAAGGAGGACACUCCUCCCAGCAGCCUGGACUCAUUUUCCUCCCCAUCUCCCACGGCUGCCGCUGCCCAUGGGCCCCCUGGACCAGACAAAAACCACCUCCUUGCAGAUGGGGGUACCUUUGGGGACUGGGCAUCCACUGCCCCAAGCCAGGCCCGAUCAUCCACGGUCCAGUGGCUUAACCCUCAGGCACCAACCACACCGAGCUGCAACACAGAGGUUACACCUCCUUCACCCAAGCUGGCGUCUUUCCCCCUCUUUCUUCCUGCCACCGUAGCGGACAAGGCACCUGAAAGCGUCAUCAAUCGGAAGGCCCGGGCAGUGUACCCGUGUGAAGCAGAACACAGCUCGGAAUUGUCUUUUGAAAUAGGAGCGAUUUUUGAGGAUGUGCAAACCUCAAGAGAACCUGGCUGGCUGGAAGGGACUUUGAAUGGCAAGAGGGGCCUGAUUCCACAGAAUUACGUCAAGCUGCUGUAGCCACUGGCCCGUGAGGGCCCCGCUGCAGACCCUGGCCCCCGAGGACCUGCCUGUGGGGUGUGAGCACCGUCUUCCCCCCGGGUGAACCCACGGCCACCUGGACACACGGCAAUGACAGAUCACAGACUGGCACUCCGGGGUGGGGGGGGUGGAA